CGAAUGAGAUUUGUGAGGCGCAUAUUUAUCUGGUGCUUCCUUGUACCAUAUUUAUGUGUCUAAAUAAUAAUAAUAAUAGUCAGUGAAAUGUAAACUGUUUUUAUUUUGAUAAUGUUCUCGCAUCUUGAUCAUUUUAAAAGUAAUUAUAAUUUCAAAUCUGUUAUGGGUUUAUUUUUUCCAGGAAUCAUGUAUAGACUGGAUCGUUUAAUACCAAGUUCGAUUAACUUUGCACAUACAGAUACUAUGUAUAAAUUGGAAAAUUUUUACCAUCUUGAUAAAGAAAAUGAUUCAUCGUCGUGCCUUCAAAUAUCAACUGAAGGUGUUUCUAAUGAAUUAACUGAACGUGAUAAAAGUCUUCUUAAAGAGCUUGGUCAAUUAGACGAUAAUAUAUCAUCCCUUUUAAACAUGUUUAAAAGUUAUAAUCCUAAAAAUAAUUCCAAUCUUGGUGAUGCUUCAAAAUCUAGCAACUUUAUUUCUGAGCUUCGUCAGUUAACAUAUCAUAUUUCAAAUAUUUCGAAUCAUUAUAAAGGGAAUCUUGUUAAAGAUGUACAACACGACAACAUUCACAAAGAACUAAGUAAAUUAGAUCUAGAGUUAGAUGAUAUUUUGAGUAUGUUCACAAAUUAUUCUCAUUCUCAACAUAUUAGUAGGACAACGACAAACAGUACUCCAACAACUUCAAACAAUUCUACUACUGUCCCUAAAGAAACUUCCACGCUUAUUAUUCAGUGUAAUCCAAAUAGUCCUCCAUUAUCGGUAUUCGAAAUAGUAUAUAUAUAUAAGCUCACUGGUAGGAUUAUGCAAUACUGCGACUAGCAAAUUUCAU
Messenger RNA from Schistosoma rodhaini, 826 nucleotides. Lineage: Eukaryota; Metazoa; Platyhelminthes; Trematoda; Strigeidida; Schistosomatidae. The record is from the annotation of a GenBank genome assembly.